This is a messenger RNA of Cuscuta epithymum, 3775 nucleotides long. NCBI's taxonomy places the organism in Eukaryota, Viridiplantae, Streptophyta, Magnoliopsida, Solanales, Convolvulaceae. The record is from the annotation of a GenBank genome assembly.
CUUUCCAACCACCAAUGUAUAGAUUUAGGAGUCUAAAAUUCCAUUUUAGACAUUUUAGACUCUUAAAACUCCACCACUACAGAUGGUCUUAUAGAUGGACAAAAAGAAAAUAACAUAAACUAUUGCAAAAGAAAAAAUAACAAAAGGUAAGUAAUUUAUUGGUCUCAAACAUAAAAACGCUACAUUUACAGAGAACAAAAAUCCGUUUAACAAGUCUUGCAAAUGAGCUUUUGUCUAGCCUUGGAUGCCUAGGUUUUCUAUGUUGUUUGGCAGAAUCCAAUUCCACUUCAAUCUCGUCUAACAAUUACUUGGCCCAGUCUGCCUCCUAGCAGGCCCCCAGUGCCUUUUUCAUUGCCAUACAGAUACAGAGGUAUUAGCCGAUCUUGUAAUGAGGUGGCCACCUCAGAUCCAACCGGUUGGAUGUCAUCUAUUUCCACUAUAAAUGUAUUUGCUCUACCGGGAAUGGGUAAAAAGGAUCUAUUUUCGAGCAAAUUAGAGGAAGACCAUCCCUAGCAAAUAUGCAGAGCUUACCGGAUGAGAAGAGGACCUUGCUCUUCAGAGAAAAGCAUUUUUCCAGAACCAGUUUCCGAUAACACAAGUUCAAAAUAGUAUAUGUUUGUUUCAGGGUCAGCACGUGGGGGGGGGGGGGGGGGGGGGAGGUUCAGAAUGUCCUUCGCUAUCUCCACAUUUUGAGUUUGAUGUUAGUUCUCCCUAGAAGCUCAUCUCCAAAAUUUGUUAUAAAUACAACCGUUUCUUCGAUUUACAUGAACGGGGAAACAGUUAGUGAUAUCUUUAGCAGCACGAUUGCCAGUCAAAAAAAGGUUCUAGAAGUGAGGUUUAAAUGAGGCACAUGUGGGUAUAAAUCAUGAAUGUACUAUUUUAAUAAGUCAAACACGAGGGGGCACAGCGAUGCGAACUGCAUCUAGGGCGGCACAGCGACUCCCGUGCGAUUUUCGUCAAAUCGGUGACCGCGUCUGGGAACGACAUAUUAGACAGUGGAAGGCGACAGGGACAAGGCGCCGGAGCAGCUUUGACUCGCGAUGGGGUUUUCAUCGUCGCGGCGGUGAUAUUCCAUGGGAGAAGCGGCCUCUCAACCAAUCUGGGGAGGCUUCGUCCCGUUUCUCCUCCGACAACCAGGCACGGCGUCGCCUUCUGCGGAACAGAGAACGUGCGACUACAUAUGGGGCAGAAUCUGUUGGAAGAAAUUUCUGGGAAUCUCAGGUUUCAUCGAUUGGAGCUCGUAGACGAAUCUGGCCUUCAAAGCGGCAGUUUUGGAAUCGACAUGGUAGCUCAGUUGGGUUUCAAGGUGGGAAGAAAAGGAGGUUAACAGAAGUUGGAGGGGGUGAUUUCCUAUCCGUUCCCAUUAUCACAGAUGAGUUCGUCAUUGAAAGUAAAUUCUUUCAAUUUAAAGUUAUUGACAGCGCUUCUAUUCGCAUUUCUGAAACAAAAGAAGGAAUUUCAUCUAUAUUGGACUUAGAUUUUGCUAGGCUUACUUGGCUAAAGGAUUCCAUUAUCAAGAUUUUUUCUGAUAAUAAAUCUUGUAGUAAGCUAGAGCUGAACAAAUCACUUAUAGUUCGGUAUGAUGAAAAUUACUUUGGGGGUUUUAUCCAAAUCAUUGAAAAAGGCAGUGACUCUCUAUUUAUACCCGAGGGAUGGAACGGGCAGGGGAUUCAUCUAUUUCUUACAGGAAUUGGAAAAACAAUUGCAUCGUUGAAGGAAAUCGCUGCAAAAUCACAGGCCGUUGGACAUACUUCAGGUAAGGUUUUCUCUGAUGGGGUGGCUUCCAAUGACUUGGAAUUUCUACCUUUUGAUGGGAAUAAUCUUUAUUGUGACACGGGAACCUCCAUCUCGGGUGCAUUACUACAAGUCGAUAUUGAUUCAUUCAAUCAUUCUUCAGAUUUGGUUUCGGUUGAUGAUGUUCGUAGUGGGGAACAUAUCCCCGAUUCUGAUGCACUUUUAGAACUUAAAGAAUUUUUUCAAGUCACUUUGACAAAUGGGGUAGAUUCACUUUCUCAUUUUUUACUUUAUGAGAUUGAGAAACUUCUUGCUGCUGCUUUGGGUAAUCGAGACAAUUUGCUUAUAAAACCCAUUGAUGAUGGAAAACCUUCUCGAAUGCAAAAUGAUUCAGGGAAAGUUGAUGAAAACAAGAUUGGAGUUUUAGAGUCAAGAAAUAUUGGCAUUGGAGGUGAUCACACAGAUUUUUGUUGGGAUUAUGCAAAUUUGGACUGCAUCGGUAAUCUUAACGCAAAUUUUGAGGAAGAUUUUGGAGGAUCAUACUCUACACAUUCAGGUGAUGAAUUCCUUGGCCAUGUCUCGGAAAAUGAGAAAAGGGUUCCUAUUUCAACGGUAGAUGAUCUUUGGGAUUCUGAUACUAAUGAAGUUAUUUGUCAAAAAGCUUUGUUGGUCACACGAGAUAACUGUUUGCCCACACAGAACUUGAACACUCAAAAGAGAAUGUACAAAAAGAAGAAUCAGAGAUCACAUCUUAUGAGAACUAGAUCUCAAACACGGGCGGGUCUUUGAAGAUUCUACUUAGGGCUAGGGAUUUUUAGGGAGUGAUUCUAUUUAGGGCUAGGGAAAGUUUCAACUUUGGGUUGGGUUCUACUCUUGUUUGUCUCUUUUUUGUUUGUUUUUCUGUUUCCGUAUUUCUUUCAUGUACUUUCUUUUGAUUAAUAAAAUAUUUUUUAUUUAAAAAAAAAAAAAAAAAAAAAAAAAAAAAAAAAAAAAAAAAAAAAAAAAAAAAAAAAAAAAUCAUGAAUGUACUUGAUACAAUAGGCAGUCCCCAUAACCCUCAUCUUUGUAUUCCAGUCGAGAUGUUCAACUUCUUUGACUGAAAGAAACAAAAUAAUAGACAGAAAAUUUAGUCACUUGUGUGAGACCUAUCUUGUUUCAACUCAAAAUAAUCAACUAAUACUGUUAGUGUAAAACUAUCUUGAAGCUAAAGACUUUGCUUUCCAUAUCAAAUUCAAAGCAGGCAGAUUCUGAAUUGUAGUUAGCCUUACCAAAAUCUUUAUUCUGUGCAGCAUGUUGUUCUUCCUUGAAUGCAGCUCCUUGCCUCCUUCAGCCCUGGUCUGUGCUGCAUUGUAUUAUGUUCGUUCUUCCAUCUGUCCGGAGUUCCCCUGCGUCGCCCCCAUCUUUGUCUGAAUCGCAAGCUGCUGACAUCCGAAUGGUGAAAUGAUGCCUGUUGGAGAGCCCCUAGAUCGCAAGCCGUUGAUUCUGCCUCGACAGUCAUGCGCUGCUCUGGUGGAAAGCCUCUAGAUCGAUUCAAAUCUGGCCAGCGUGAAUCAGAAUUGGUUCUGCGAGACCGAUUCAAAUCUGGCCGACCCUGUUCCAGAUCCCUUCUGCGACGAAAAGAGAGAGAUUGGCUACCCGCUCUGAAAAGACCAUCGUGGAUGUGUUCGACAUUGGGGCGUGAUUCUCAGAUCCGGAUGCGAUAGACUCCCAGUCGCGGCCACGGUACUUCCAUAGUUCCAUCCGUAAAAGUAGUCGGUCGUUCCCCUUUCCCCCAUACGGAAUGAAAUAGAGUAUAUACGGUUUGAGACGCGUAAAAGGAUUUAACUUCCGUUAGUAAUGGAAGAUGCUAACAGGUUAACAUGUACAACAAAGUAAAUAUAAAGUACAAUGAAGUUAUGCAACAAGAGACACCAACAUUUUUUUUAUGCCCGUUAAGCCCUUAACAAUAUUCACACUUAUAAUAUUGUAGAGAUAAAAGUUCUUCCACUUCAAACUUCAAUUCAUUUAGAUACUCUAAAUGGAUUCCUCUGUGAGUUCCUUA